CGGCGCGGCUGUCCAUCAUCUCGCUUCCUGCUUUGGUAAAAGUGAGGCAUAAUUGUGUUUUCGGACUCGGAGCGAUAAAGUAUCGCACUUUAAACCAAGGUGAUGACAUUGUCGGUUUCGAGGUGUUCCGAUCAUGUCCGGCGGCGCGCAUCACAAUAGGAGGCGACGCCCCCAGAAAAUGUACGUGGUUGCUUCCGACUAUAAAGUGCAGGACCACCUGGAAGGAACCAUUCGCCUGCAGAGGGGGCAACUAUGCCAAGAACAGGAGGGAGGAGGCGAUAGGGCUGGACGAGGAGAUUACCUGUGGGUGAAAGUGAUUGAUAAUGGAUCUGUGGUGAAGAUUGACAAACAGGUGCUCAGUGAUGUACCUGCUGAUCUCGCUGGUCUUCUUGAACCUGUCCUGGAUCUUGACAUCCGUAUCAAACUCCUGUCCAGACCGCAGCGCUUGCACCGAUUGGCUGCUUUACCGCUGGGCUCAGAGGUGUUGGUGUUCUGGAACCAAUCGGGAGAGCUCGCAGAGGCGGAGCUUCGUUACCGCGGUCCCUUGACGAGAGGAAGUUCUGCCGUUUAUUUUGGCGUUCAGCUAAAGGGAUGGGCAGCAGGCAGGGGCAAAUCUAAUGGCAACUAUAAAGGGCAUCAGUUGUUCACUUGUCCAGAUUCCUGCGGCCUCAUCCUCGCUGCCAAUGAGCUUACCCUCCCUCGAUCAUCAAGAGGUGGUAGUUCAGGUGACCAAGAUCGCCAUCCACACCAACCAAACCAAACACCAUCUAAUAACAUAAACCAAACCCACAACCAGACUCCAGUGAACAUCCUGUCACGCUCUGCCGAUUCAAACCCGGCUCCCUGCUCUCCACCUCCAUUCGCCGUCGGACAGCGAGUCUGUUUCACACAGGAUGAGUCGAUCCACCGCGGGACUGUACAGUUCUGCGGGCCCCUGCCAGGUCGGACCUCCUCCGGCGUGUAUGUGGGAGUUUUACUGGACCAUCCAGUUGGAUCGUGGGAUGGAUACUAUAAAAAUAUUAAACUGUGUUCCAUCCCGUCAUCUGGACUUGGUGCUUUACUACCCCUGUCCAAAGUAACUGCAGAAACUAGAUCGGAACGAUCCCCUCCACCAGUAAACAAUCCCAAACUGCUUCCCAAACCACCCCCCUCCAAUAAAACCGCCCCACAGCCACCAUCACCCACUCACAACAAAGACCCCUCACAGUCAGUAACAUCAACAAACAGACCGCCUGUCCAGGCAGCCAUGCUAGUCACAGCUAAAAAAGCCCUCCAACCUUCUACUAACCCUGCCCCUAAAGUUGCUUUGAAACCUCCUCCUCUGACCACGCCCAAACCUGCCCUGAAACCCCCAGUUGUCCCGCCCAAUAAGCCACAGGUCCUGCCCAUGUCACCACCCUCUGACGAUUCACGCUGCUCUAAUGGAUUUCACAACUUACCCACUCCACCAAUUGCUGAGCAAAGGGCGGAGCUUGACACAUGGUUAGAGGUGGGCUCUAUGGUGGAGGUGAAUGACCCGCCCCUUUUUGGAGUGAUUCGCUGGAUUGGACAAAUCAGUGGGAUCCCAGAACCGGUCGCCGGAAUUGAGCUGGACCAGGAGUUGUCAGCCGCCACAGAUGGCAGUUACCUUGGUGAUCGUCACUUCCGGUGCCCUGCCAACAAAGGGCUGUUCGUCAAACUACGGAACUGUAGACACGACUCCAGAUUUCCUGCGCCGGAAAUGCCCAUUAAUCAAGUGGACCGUUGCAACUCGAUAGCGUUUGCUAACUGGAGCAGUAAGCGUGUUGAUGAGAACACUCCUCCAGUGUUGGGUCUGGAUGCCCGUCUGUUGUACGAGGGCUUUAAGAAAGGCAUUCAGGGUCACCUGAACUCCUGCUAUCUGGACGCUUCUCUCUUCAGUAUGUUCUCGUGCUGCAGCUCUUUUGAUUGGCUGUUGUUUUGGCCCACUGGACCUCAGAACAACCCGCACAGUCAAAGUGCCCAGGAUCUUCUGCGCUGUGAGAUUGUCAACCCUCUACGCAGGUUUGGGUAUGUGUGUGCCAGUAAAACGAUGGCAUUACGCAAACUUCUCAAAGCUGAAACUGCAGAUGCUGGAUUUACGAACGAGGAGAAAGAUCCUGAGGAAUUCCUCAACCAGCUUUUCCUGCUUCUCCGGGUGGAGCCUCUUCUGAAGAUCAGGUCAUCGAGUCAGGAGCCGCAGGAGUGUUUCAUUUAUCAGCUUUUUCCUCCAUCUGUCUCAUCAUCUCCCCUCAUCUCUCCUCUGUCUCCAUCUCUCUCUCCGAUCGCGCUCUUGUCUCCAGUCACGGGUGUCAUGCGAGUGUCCAGCGUUCAAGUGUUACUGGAAUCUUCCUUCAUGCACUCUGGACUCAAACUCACAGAGGCACCGUCCUGCCUGCCGCUCCUCAUGCCUCGAUUCGGUAAAGACUUCAAGAUGUUUGAUGCCAUUCUGCCCUCAACAUCCCUCGACAUCACUGACCUACUGGAUGACACUGUGCGUCAGUGCAGUAUCUGUCAGUCACUGGCGCAGUGGGAGUGUGUUCAGUGUUAUGAGGAUGAUGACAUCACACCGGGACAGAUGACGCAGUACUGUAACACCUGUAACACACAGGUUCACACACACAAGAAACGACAGAAACACAAACCUGCACACAUCAGAGUGCCUCUGGGUAAUUGGGAGGGGCCGGUUCACAGGGCCCGUCAGUGCAUGGAUCUGUUCGCUGUGACGUGCAUCGAGACGAGUCACUACGUGAGCUUUGUCAAACACGGACCGCUCCACACAGACUGGCUGUUCUUCGACAGUAUGGCCGACAGAGAGGGAGGAGAGAAUGGCUUUAAUGUCCCGCAGGUGAGGGCGUGUCCUGAGGUGGGCCGUUACUUGAGUCUGACUGUAGACGAGAUCUCUCGACUCGACACCACGUCUCUCAGAGACCCCGUACGACGAUUACUGUGUGAUGCAUAUAUGUGCCUUUAUCACUCUCCUGAACUGAGCUUGUACAAAUAACACACUUUUAAUAUUUUUGCACAGUCUACAUUCAUAUCAGUUUUUUUUUUUUUUGCUUGACUAUAUUUCACAAUGCAAUAUACGAAAAUAGUAUUUGAUUGUAAAUAUAUUUGAUUGUAAAAGAUACAUUUUUAUAAAAAGAAACAUAAACUGUAUAUUUGUGCUUGUGUUGUUUUCUU
Myxocyprinus asiaticus (Chinese sucker) is the source of this 3180-nucleotide messenger RNA. RefSeq names its product ubiquitin carboxyl-terminal hydrolase CYLD-like. Gene Ontology annotation, biological process: regulation of intrinsic apoptotic signaling pathway; regulation of mitotic cell cycle; positive regulation of extrinsic apoptotic signaling pathway. Gene Ontology annotation, cellular component: cytosol. Gene Ontology annotation, molecular function: K63-linked deubiquitinase activity; cysteine-type deubiquitinase activity. The record is from RefSeq and is a predicted model, not a curated record. Bases 134 to 3001 code for a protein of 955 amino acids. NCBI's taxonomy places the organism in Eukaryota, Metazoa, Chordata, Actinopteri, Cypriniformes, Catostomidae. The transcript has 16 exons.